Molecule: messenger RNA, 1541 nt
Organism: Drosophila arizonae
Lineage: Eukaryota; Metazoa; Arthropoda; Insecta; Diptera; Drosophilidae
Gene: Tpst
Product: tyrosylprotein sulfotransferase
Biological process (GO): peptidyl-tyrosine sulfation
Cellular component (GO): Golgi apparatus
Molecular function (GO): protein-tyrosine sulfotransferase activity
Source: RefSeq, a predicted model, not a curated record
UUGGCCGCCGCCAGCAGCUGGAAAGGAUGCGUCUGCCAUAUCGUAAUAAGAAAAUCACCCUUUGGGUGCUUUUUGGCAUAAUUGUCGUCACAAUGUUCCUAUUCAAAUUCACCGAGCUGCGCCCCACCUGUCUCUUCAAGCUGGACCCCACAAACGAUUUGCCAUCACAAAUGGUGCGUAUACAGAAAUACGUCACAGAUGACAAUCAACGCUCCUAUUCAUACAACCGUGAGAUGCCAUUAAUAUUCAUAGGUGGCGUGCCCAGGUCUGGCACGACAUUAAUGCGCGCCAUGUUGGAUGCUCAUCCCGAUGUGCGCUGCGGGCAGGAGACGCGCGUCAUUCCGCGCAUUCUGCAGCUGCGCUCGCACUGGCUGAAGUCCGAAAAGGAAUCGCUGCGCCUGCAGGAGGCGGGCAUCACCAAGGAGGUCAUGAACAGUGCCAUCGCGCAAUUCUGCUUGGAAAUCAUUGCGAAGCAUGGUGAACCGGCGCCGCGCUUAUGUAACAAGGAUCCGCUGACUCUCAAAAUGGGCUCCUAUGUAAUCGAGCUAUUUCCCAAUGCUAAAUUCCUAUUCAUGGUGCGGGACGGACGUGCAACGGUUCAUUCGAUUAUAUCCCGCAAGGUGACAAUCACCGGAUUCGAUUUGAGCAGCUAUCGCCAGUGCAUGCAGAAAUGGAAUCACGCCAUCGAGCUAAUGCACGAACAGUGCCGCGACAUUGGCAAGGAUCGAUGCAUGAUGGUCUACUAUGAGCAGCUGGUGCUGCAUCCGGAGGAGUGGAUGCGCAAGAUCUUGAAGUUCUUGGACGUGCCGUGGAACAGUGCGGUGCUGCACCACGAGGAGUUCAUCAACAAGCCCAACGGUGUGCCGCUGUCCAAAGUGGAGCGGUCAUCGGACCAGGUCAUCAAGCCGGUCAAUCUUGAGGCGCUGUCCAAGUGGGUGGGCCAUAUACCCGGCGAUGUGGUGCGCGACAUGGCCGACAUUGCGCCCAUGCUCUCCGUGCUGGGCUACGAUCCGUAUGCGAAUCCGCCGGACUACGGUAAGCCAGAUGCAUGGGUGCAGGACAAUACAUCUAAGCUAAAAGCCAAUCGAAUGCUCUGGGAAAGUAAGGCGAAACAAGUGCUGCAGAUGGACACGGAUGAUAAUAAUAACAACAAUAAUAACAACAACAACAACAACAACAAUAACAAUAAUAAUGAGAAUAAUAAUAAUAAAAUAAUGACAGAGCAACAGCAGGCGGAUCAGGAACUGCAACAGGAGCAGGAACAGCAGAGGCCAAAGGAUGUCAUCACGAUAAAGCAGCUGCCGUCAAACUUCAACAGCAACAGCAACAGCCACAACAACAAGAACAGUAACAACAACAACAACAAUAAUAAUAACAAUGGCAAGCAAUAUGUCGGCGCACUUGAGGACACAUGAUAUCCGCAUAUACCCAUAAGAUUACCACGCGGCAAGCAUUGAGCUGACGACAACACACAGUAACAACAUCAACAACAACUAAAACAACAACAACAUCAACAGCGACAACAUCAGCAACAUCAGCAA